AUGGAGGACGCGCAGGGCGAUGAAAGGGAAUCGCAAUCGAAAUCUCGCCAGCGGUUACCAUCGCUGGCGGAAAGAUUAGGGGACGAUCGUGACGUCAGCAGGUGGUUGGCGGAAGUGGAGGAGGCGGAUACUUUGGCGGAGCUGCUGCUGGGGAAGCUGGCAGCGUUGCGCGGGGAGGCGGGCGGAGCGGCGGCACUUGCCGCGGCGGAGGCAGCAGCGGCGGAAGCUGCUUCCGCCGCUGCGGCAAAGGCGGAGGCGGAAGCGGCGGCGGCGGCAGAAGCAGCAGCCGCCGCCGCGGAAGAGAAGAAGGCAGGCGGGGGAUGGUUCAGCGGGUUGGGGAGUCUGUUGGGGGGUGAGAAGGAGAAGAAGGCGGAAACGGCGAGGGGAAAUGCGGAGAGAGCGCAAGGUCAGCGGAGAUCGGCGGAGGCGCAAGGGCAAGGGGGAGCGACAGGUGCUGGCAGAGCGCAGGGCGCGGCGUUGGGCCAACGACCGGGGGUGGGAGGCGCAGGCGCAGGGGCGGGGAAUGCGGGGAAGACGGAGAGGUUUACGCGGCGUGACGUGGCAUGGCUGAUGGAGGGGAGCCUGGCGGCGGGCAACGUGGCACUCAGCUAUUCGCUGCUGAAUGCGUGCAAGACGUCCGCUUUGGCGCUCAAUGCGGGCGCGCCUGGGCAAGCGCGUGCGCGCGUGUGGCCCGCGGUGGGCGUGCGCCUAUACGCGGCGAUGGUGAGGGGGCUGGCGGCGCUGCUGCGAGUGGCGGACGCCGUGGCGCUGGUGGGGGAGGUGCAGCGGCGAGGCGUGCCCGAGGGGGACCGAGAGGUGUCCUUUGGAGUGACAGUGGACUGCCCCACGUGCCGCAAAGCCUUUUCUGUGGUGCAGCCGCAGCAAGGCCGGCAGGUGGUGGGGUGUGCGGGGUGCAAGUACGAGUACGAGCUGGUGUCAGGGGACCUCAUCUCCUGCGACUCUGAAUCCCUCAUAGGCUGGGCUCAGUGGCUGAGUGGAUGCACUGUGCUUGGCGGGUCUCCUCUGCCUGUGCUGGUUAGAGUCAACGUGAGGGUUAUUGCUUGUGGGGAGUCAAGCGGUGCACAGUGUGGUGCUCAAGACUCGUUCGUUUCCCUCUGCCUCCCAUCCCUCCACCCCAUCACCAGCGACUCUGCCCCCAUCUUGGACAAAGUCCUUCGCCUCGUGCGCAUCAAACGGGGAGACCCACCAGCAGCGGUGCACAGUGUGGUGCUCAAGGCCCCUCUCUUCUUCCCCUGCCUCCCGUCGCUCCACCUCUCCAUGCACUCCCAACCCCCCCCACCAGCGACUCAGCCCCCAUCUUGGACAAAUGACUCUGCCCCCAUACUAGACAAGGUGCUCCGCUUUGUGCGCAUUAAACGGGGUGACCCACCAGUUGCAGUGCACAGCGUGGUGCUGAAAGCCCCAGAUGGCACAUCGCAGAUCAACACCUUCGCCACCGUCACCCCCUCCGUGCCCGCUCAAUCCGGGGAGCGAAUCACCAUCGCCUGCGCCGCGCCCUCCUUCUCCUCCUCUCUCGCCUCCUCCCUCUCCUCCUCCCUCCCCUCCUCCUCGCCCGCUUCUCGAAAAUCCUCUGCUUCUAAGCGGAAAAUAGCGGGGGUAUUUCCGGCGCCGGCGAAUAGAACCCCGGGGUGGAACCCGAGUGAGCCCAUGGCGCUGACCAAUCAUGUGACGCGGCAGACGCUGGCGUUACUGCGCGCACCGCCCAAGACCACUAGAGACAGCGGCAGCCUGUCGCUGCCGCCCUGGGUGCUUCCUCUGGGCGGCGCACUGGUGGCGGCGAACGUGGUGGGGGCGGCAGCAGUGAGCAUGGGGAUAAUGGAGCCAAACGCGAUCACAGAUGGGACGAUGGGGAGUGUGGUGGGGUGGGUGGCUGCUGGUGGUGCAGCAACAGGGGGAGCGUACAACUUUCUGCUCCUGCCAAAGCUAAGAGAGUUGCCUGGCAGUGUGGUGGUGGAUGGCAUGGCAGUGCAGCAGCAGCUUCCGCUGCUGUUAGUGUACUCAUUGUCGCGAGCUGAGUCUGUAUUCACGGCGGGCUUAUUAGACCCCGUGUCUCCCCUGCAUCUGUUCACCUCCCUGCACCUAGUGCUCACGUUCUGCCUUCUCUCCUCAGUUGCCUGGCAAUGUGGCAGUGUGGUGGAUGGCAUGGCAGUGCGGCAGCAGCUGUUGGAGCAGCAUGCUGCGUUGAGGCAGAGGCUAGAGGCGCUCUCUGCUGCGGCAGCUGAGGAGGUGAGUGAGCAGAGGAGGUGA
This is a messenger RNA of Closterium sp. NIES-65, 2268 nucleotides long. The record is from the annotation of a GenBank genome assembly. Lineage: Eukaryota; Viridiplantae; Streptophyta; Zygnematophyceae; Desmidiales; Closteriaceae.